AUGGUGGCGUGGUUCAAGAGCGAAGAUGCAGGAUCUGUCUGGCUCAGCUCUGUUGGAGGCUUCGAGGGGCGCUCCAUCAAAUCAAGGGUCGUGCGGAGAAUUGGCGCAGGAUUUGGGGCGGAUCGCCCAGUGACAUACAUUCAGGGCACUGACAACGGUGCUUACAGUUUCGGCAAGAUCUUGAAGCCAGACCACACCGUCUGUUCUGUCACCCGAUACACAGGAGGGGGCAAGGACCGCAUCCUUCAGAUCGCCUCAGGGGAGUGGCUGCACGGCCACCAUCAGAAAAAUGUUGGCGUUGCAUGGUACAAGACUGCUUGGCUCACGGCAAAAGAGAGGAACCCCAAAGGAUCAAUGGACUGGGUUGUGCUUUGCGGCACCAACGGCGCGAAGAGGGCGUAUGACUCAAUGACACUGAACCUGAAGAACGUUGCGGAGAAGGGGACCUUUGGGAAGUUCUCUUCUACCCAAGAGAUCUUCGUCAACAAAGGCAGCGGCGCAAAGACCGACUUCGGUGUCAUGGAGCUCAUCACAUGGGACCGUGUGCUGACAGAACAAGAGAUGAAGGACAGCGUGCAGUACCUGAAGUGGAAGCUCCGGGCCGGUGCAGUCCUGGAGGUCUCGGAGCGCUUGGCCCCAGAGUCUCUAAACAAUUUCUGGCGUUUCGGCCAGCAGGAUCGAAAGGGGGUCUCGCAGGAAACCUUUGAGGCCACCUUGGCUAAUGGCUACAAGGCAGCCAUGACAAAAUGGACCCAUUUGCGACCCUACGCGAAGGGCUUCAUAAGGUAUGAUGACGGGCCAGCCUUCGCCACUGUGAAAGACCUGACGCCAGGAGCCAAGUACAUUUACGCGCUCUACAUGAUGUCCCAUGACGAGGACUUUUACCAUGAGGCACUUGUCUCCGUGAACAAUGGGGCCAAGGGCAGGACUUGGGUCAACGAUGACAAAAACGCGCGGUUUUCUGGAGUUGCAGUGGCAACCGGAUCUGGUCAGAUUAAGUUCCGCUUCGAGGGUGUCGACAAGCGCGUACACCUUUGUCGCAUUGCCAUUGCACGAGUGGGAGCCGCUGCCAUUCCAAAGCCAGCAAGCCCUCCUUCACGAGGCAUGGUGGCCUGGUUCAAGAGUGAACAUGCAGGCUCCAUCUGGCCCAGCUCUGUGGGAAGUUUUGAAGGAAAGGCUGACGGCUAUGUGCACCGCACCAUUGAGGCAGGGAAUGGAGCUGAUCGCGCGGUGACAACCUUGAAGGCUGGGACAAGCGGCUCCUUUUCCUUUGGCAAAGUCUUGCCGCGAACUCACAGUGUCUGCUCCGUCACGCGUUACUCCGGAAAAAAACAGUUUCGCAUCCUUCAGGUGGCAGAGCCUCACAAUUGGCUGCAUGGCCACCACAAAGGAUACAGCGGCGUUGCAGAGUACAACAAGGUCUGGCUUACCGACAGUUCCAGACACAAAAACGUCAGGGACUGGGUUGUGCUGUGUGCCACCAACACUCGACAAAGGGCCUAUGACUCGCUCAGCAACAGCCCCAAGAAUGUCGCAAAAAGAGCCGGCGCACAACUCGAUGGUGGGCCCCAUGAGAUUACCAUCAACAAGGGCAAUCGUGACAAGGGAGACUGGCAGGUCAUGGAGCUCAUCACAUGGAACCGGGCACUUUCGGAAACAGAGUUGCGGGAUAGUGUUGAGUACCUGAAGUGGAAGCUCAGGACUGGGGCCGUUUUGGAGGUCUCAGAGCAUUUGAGCACCUUUCAUCAGAAUAACUUCAAGGCCUUUGCCGACCCAGGGAAAGAUCAUGUCGAAUCCCAGACAUUUAGGCCCAGCCUAGCCAAUGGCUACCGCGCGGACUUGGUAGGUUGGACACACACGCGGGGCUAUGCGUCUGGCUUUCUGAGGAUUGCAGAUGACCAAGCCAGAGCAGUGGUUCCGGGCCUCGUCCCGGCAGCAACGUAUGUGUACCAACUGUACAUGAGGAUAGACUAUUCGUCAAGAGAAGGUCUGUGCAAAGUCACCGUGAACCAUGGGAGAAUUGGGUCGACAGGCCAGACUGAGUUUUUGGGGCCAAGAUUUGCAGGAGUGGCGGUGGCUACCCCUAGGGGUGAAAUCAUCUUCGAGUUCGAGCGAAUUGAUUCCCGAUGUGCUCUUAGUGGUAUCGCCAUCGUUGCAGUUGCCCGCCCCUCCGCUCUAUUGGAAACCACCAGCAGAGUGUCAUAUGCACCAUCGGCAAGAGUGACACGGGGCUUCUUUCACUUGGACUUGUACCAGCAGUGCGACACCGUACUGAUGCUUGGCGGGGCAGGCGUGGAGCAAUGCGGGCGGCCUAGCCACAGAACCAUUGAUUCGCACCCCUGGCAGCACAAGAGGCCGCUGCCAGCGGCCUUGGAACACGGCAGCCUCCUGGUUGCUUCCUGCUGGGCUGAGCGGUACCGACUUCUGCGACGUAGCCGGGUUGUUUCUGCGGAACAGCUACGCUGCGUCAAUGGCAAGUGGUACAACAGUCUCGGCGAGUUCGGGCUAAGCAACUUGGCCUGCGAAGGCUGCGUACAAGUUGCCGCGCGAGGUUACGCCCCAUACGAGAAGCGAAAUGAGCAGGAGCUGUACUUCUUCAACCGCAUGGCCUUGAGCAUCUACACCGAGUUGGGAAUGACCAAGGAGUUAAGCGAGACUGCGAAGCACAAGCAUUGCUUGGAGCCGUCCGCUGAUGGGAGCAUGACCGUCGGGGCAGGGACAAUCUGCCCAGCCAAUAUGCUGGCACAGGUCACCGGGUGGGCAAGUCCUCAGGCUCGCAUCUUCAAGCUCCUCCCUGAGGACAAGGAUGAAUGCAUGAGCGCAUCGCCGAUAUCCAGGCUAAGCCACAUGAAGUGCAACGCGCAGCUGGGCGAUACAAACAGCAAAACUGUCUGCAAGUUUGCCCCGCUCAUCCAGUUCGGCGAUUUCGUCGAUACCGGCAUCACGCGGGUGAAGGAAGAUUCGGAAUGGCCAGGAUGGCGCAACCAACUUGCAGACAACGAGGUGCAAUGUGCAGAGGGUGAGGCACUGACAGGCUUCAAGCUGGACUCUGGACUCAAAACCUACCGCUACGAGUGCAGCAAGAUCGGUGGUUUGGGUGCGUGCUUCGACGCCUUCAGCUCUCAGGUCGAGGUGGUGGACUUUGGUUCAAAGUCCUGGAAGAAACCGUUGCGGAAAUUGACCGUGAGCUGCGGUGUGAACGCUGUGGUUGGUGGCUUCCACUUUGAGUUCUCUGAGGGUGGCAAGUGGGGUCGAGUGCGAUACCGAUGCUGCAAGGCAGGUGGAGCACCUAUCAGCAUUGAACCUCGUGGCCAGAAGUCACAGCUUGUAAGCCGCUUUGACGGCGUGUACUGUCCCACUGGUCGUGAUGGACAGACCGGACGCUUGACCUACGUGGGCAGCAAUGGGCGCUCCGUGACCUUCCAGCGCAGCUCCGGCAAAUGGUGCGUGGGCGAGGACUGCUCUGAGGUCACCAGCAGUGCUACCCCACUCCAUGUGGAAGGUGCUGCCUUCGAGGUUGUGAAUGUGAGUGACUUCAACGGGGAAUUCGUUGGGCAGAUGCCGAAGAUCGACGGAAGUAAGGCGCUAUCCUUGGCGGAGGCCAUGAAGCUGAAGCCCCCAAAGCGGCCAGCGCAGCCUCCCAUGCCAGAGCUGGAAGAGUUCAAAGCCCAACAACCGCAGUAUUCGGCAGAGUGCCUGAAUUACGAGAACUUGUGGAAGGAUGUGACCGAGACGUUCAAAGAUGAGGAGGACAGCGACGUGACAAAAACGUCAAAGUUGGAGGCAGACCCUGCCACCAAGGAUACGACGUUGGAUUCAUAUCAUCCAUGUGAAGUGGCCAAAACCGUUGGCGGCGUUCUCGGACGGCAUGGCGGAGGCGAUGGCUCCACCGCGCCGGAGAACAUGAUGUAUGACUCGUGGAAUGCAUGCGCUGCAGGUGACAUUGGUCGAGCGGCUGUUUUGGGAAAGCUGAAUUACCAUCUUUCCCUAACAAACCUGAUCUUGGACAUGACCGAGGAAAGCCUGGGCUCCAUAUGCCCCGUCAUACCAGAUGUCACAAUCGCACCUCUUGGUGUGGGUCAAGAGAUCAACCCCAAUGACAUUUGCGACAGUAUAACGGAACUCAUCCCAGAGAUCAAGAAGUGGACUGGACCAGCGAGCAAUGUCGGCACCUCAAUCGAAGAAUAUGCCGUAAGUCAGGAAGCCGCGGCAGCCUGCGAUCCCAUCCAGGUGGGCUUUGCAAGGGCCUUCUGCGACAUCCACUGCGUGCGCGAUGCCGUGAUCCGGGGAGAUCGCUCCAUCAUUCGAAACCUCGAGCUGGCGACCAAAAAGACGAACAGCAACAUGAAGGCUUUGGUGAAAUGGUCCGCAGAGGCAGCACGCACAGAGACCGGCUGGCUUGGUGACAAGCUGGACUAUAUGCAUGCCAUCAACACAGCAUACCUGCAAGAGAUCCAUACCAUGCUGACAGAGCAAGGGUCUGACCAAGACCAGGAAGCGCUCCUGCAAAACACCAAGAUACUGACCGACAGCAUGCUCCAGGAGCUGGCUGGCUAUGCGGAGGCCUCCUCUUUCAACGAGCUCUCGCGCAUCACGGCCACAGGUGCCUUGACAGAAUUCCUCCAGGCACCAGACCUUCCGAACUCUCCUAAUGCCACGGAAGCGGCAUCCCUGCUCAGCCGUCUCGAUGUCAUGCACCAGACGUUGCAGCGAGCUGGCAACGGCCAAGACAAGCAGAGGAUGCUGUCCCACCAGAUAGCAGAAAGUCUGCGGGGCCUACAGCAUCAGGCGAGCUCCCAGCUGCGAACUUUGGGGAUCUACAGGAUGGAAUCCAACGCCUCCAGCUACCUUGCUCGGAGCAAGUCAGCUUUGGUCCAAGAGCGUCACCAGGUCAUGGUGGCCAUGGACCACCUUUGGUGGCAGCUCCGCACCAAGCUGGAUGCAUACCUUGAUGCGGCAGAGGAGGAGGUGCAAAGCUUCCAAAGCUCCGUGGAAGAGAUGCAGAGCUUCAUGGCUUGCAACCAAGGCUUUACCGGCCUGGCUGCGAGCUACACCACCAGCAUGGCGGCCAUGCAACGCAGCCACCGCCACCUACGAGCGGCAUGGUUGGAAGGCUCCAACCUACUGGGAGAGCUGGCAUCGGUCGUGGCUGACUCUGAGGCUUUCCAGGGCUUUGUGGCUGAGCAGGGCUGCCACUCCGAGCUCGUGAGGCAGACAAUCCAGCAACUACGGUCUGCGAUCUUCGGCAUGGCCUUCCUGCUUCAGCGCUUCCGAGCCGGACACCUCCCCGACCCAGACACACAGGCCAUCAAGUUGGCUACUCAGCGUAUCCAAGAGGCCUACUUUGCUGCGGAGGCGGGCUGCAAAUGA
This is a messenger RNA of Symbiodinium pilosum, 5370 nucleotides long. The record is from the annotation of a GenBank genome assembly. Lineage: Eukaryota; Dinophyceae; Suessiales; Symbiodiniaceae.